Molecule: messenger RNA, 444 nt
Organism: Beauveria bassiana ARSEF 2860
Lineage: Eukaryota; Fungi; Ascomycota; Sordariomycetes; Hypocreales; Cordycipitaceae
Exons: 1
Coding region: 1-444 (147 amino acids)
Source: RefSeq, a predicted model, not a curated record
AUGAAGUCUCUCCUCAUCUUGACCACACUUUUCGCCGGCAGCCUCGCUGCUGUUGUACCUGGACUUGAUGAUAUCCUCCCACCCAUCGGGGUCGACUGUGUGGCUGCAGAUCUUGCCAUCCAAGCGGGGCUCUUGGCCGUCCGGCCCAUGCUGCCCGACACUCCCCGCAUGGAAGACGCCCUCAAAGCCGGCACCGCCGCCUUCAAACACGAGAUUGGUUGCGGCCCGGCUCCCCCCGAGCCCGAACCCGUGCCGGAGGGCGAGCAGAUUGACUGCAGUGCAAACAAUGUGGACAAGGCCAUCGAAGAGGGCAGAAAGGUGCUCAAGGCCGGAUUCAAGGUCACGCCUCCUCGAUAUGAAGAGGCCGUGGAGGAGGGCAUCAGGGUUUUUAGGAAGACGCUCGGCUGCAAGGAGCAGGCGGAGGUCAUGGCCAGGGGUAUUUAG